AUUCUUUUUGUUUACUACACAUCGAUAUUUAUUGAUCAAGUGAAAAGUCGAGUUUCUGUCAAAAAAUGGCAAUUGUGAUGUUGUUAGCUGGCGGAGUGGGUAUAAUUCAAUUUUCAUUUAUUAUCAGCACAAUCCAGAAAGCUUUUCCAGGUCUAGCAAAGCACAAAGCAUUUCGACAAACCAUCCGAUUCAUUCUUGUCAGUCCCAUUAUCCUAACGGUCCUAUCAGCUAUUGGGCUAUUUUUCCUAAUAUUUCUGCCAGUUAAAGUUGACAAACCGUACACAUCUAGAGAAGGGAUUAUUUUAAUCGCUUCAGCUUGCUACCUCUGGUUAAAUGUCGCGUUCAAUUAUUUCGCGGCGAUGCUUAAGUCUCCUGGAUACCCUUCAACGGCGUCCGAAAUGGAGGAAAACGGUUUCAAAAUGGACGAAGGAAGCGUCCUUUGUUGUAAAUGCGAUCGAAUGAAAUCAAUUGACACCCACCACUGUACCACGUGCGGAACAUGCGUUACCAUGAUGUGUCAUCACUGUCCAUUUACAAGCAACUGUGUUGGCCUCAAGAAUUAUUCAUAUUUUUUCCUAUUUAUCUGUUAUAGUAACGUUGGUUUACUAUUUGCAAUGUACAUGACAUAUGAACCAUUUUACCAAUGUAUGGUACCUACGAGAGAUCGCUUGGACACCCUGUCAUGGUACCAUAAUGGUGUUUGCAAAAAGCUUGGUGACUUUGCCAUCUUGUUUAUUCCUGUCGUAUUCAUGGCAAUGUUUUGUGGUUCAAUGUUCCUGUUGCAGUCUUUGCUUCUGGCAACAAAUUGCUCAACUAUUGAACUUCUCACCAAAAUGCAGAGAUCUCGAAAUCUCACAGAUUUCCUACAGUUCAUCAUUAAGCGAAUUUUUAAAAGCAAAAAAAGUCGAUUUCAAGUCAUGUUCUGGCAUUCACGUGAACAUUGGUGGCAGUUCCUCGUUCCAGCUUUUGUACCAGUACAACAUGGGGAAACACUAAAUCUUGUUGUUUGA
Xenia sp. Carnegie-2017 is the source of this 1010-nucleotide messenger RNA. Its product is annotated as putative ZDHHC-type palmitoyltransferase 8. The transcript has a single exon. Gene Ontology annotation, molecular function: palmitoyltransferase activity. The record is from RefSeq and is a predicted model, not a curated record. Lineage: Eukaryota; Metazoa; Cnidaria; Anthozoa; Malacalcyonacea; Xeniidae. Bases 66 to 1010 code for a protein of 314 amino acids.